AUGAAAACACAGAAAGGCCUAUUCAGAAGGUAUGCGAAGCAAGUUAUCCAGAAGUUCAUAAAGUAUACAAAGAAUUACCUAAAAGAUAUAACUGAUGAGAUAAAUGUAAAAUCAUUUAAGAAAUACAAGUACAACUUUUUCUUUGAAUUUAUUGGAUCCUUUAUUUUCGUUUUUUUCAUUUCUGUGUAUAUGUUAAAUUCAAAUCAAAAUGAGGAGUACGUAAUUAAGCACACCAAGCAAAUAAACCCAUAUGAUAGCAACGACAUAUUUAUUCCUGGUGACAAUCUCUUCGAUAAUGAAAUUAACAAUGUGCACUACGGAAAUGAUUUAAAUGGCCCAACAAGUGUAGCCAGUAUUCUAUUGGAACAGAAGAAUAAAGAAGAUGAUGCUACCUUUAAAACGAAAGAGGAACACUCCAAAGUGUACCCAAUGGUUAGCAAGGCGGAGGGGAAUAAUGGCACAAAUCGCCUGAUUGGGUCAGAAAAUAUUGAACAUGUGUCGGAAGAAACAAAAGGGAGCCUUGUGAAAAAACAUGAGAUGGGAAAAAGAACCUCCCAAGAAUAUUCUACAAAUGGCAGACAGACAACUGUGAAUGGAGUAAGUGGAAAUAAUGACUUGUUGAAAUCUGUGGAGAAGGAUGAGACAAAAAAGACUGAUUCUCCAAAUGGAUACGUUGAAAAGAGCGGAAAUAAAGAUGACAUUCUAAGGCAGUCAGCUGGACCAAGCGAGGGGGGUAUAGAAAAGGGUACCACUGGAGAUGUUCAAGGAGAGAGUAACGAAAACAUCGACAAUAACCAAAGGGAAGAAAAGACGCAGGAAGAAAGAAGCGCCAAGGAACUAAGCAAGGAAGGACUCACGAAAAAUGUCGGAACCGUCAUUUUUAAGGACCAUGUGAACGAAUUCAGUAAGAUAAAAUUAAACGACAUUAACAACAUCGAUUUGGGAGAUAUCGAUAAAUACCAAGUGAUGAAAAAUUCGGGAAAUAAACAAAAUAGCAACCAUGCAGUUUACUCCUUUUUUGGGUGUUUAAUAUAUGUCUUAUUUGUGAUAUUAGGGGCACACAUCAAUCCAGCAUAUACCUACGCGUUAUGGCUAGUGGAACCGAAAAAAUAUGGAUUUGUAAUCACCACGUGCUACGUUACAUUUCAGUACUUUGGGGGCAUCUUGGCAAGUAUCCUAUGUGCACAUAUGUACGGAAGUAUAUUUAUCUAUGCCCUGUUACCAAAAAAGGAAAUUAUGAAAACUUUUUUUUGUGAAUUCAUUUCCACCUUCCUGCUAACCCUACUGUUGUUAAGUUUGUAUAAUUACAAAAAAAAAUUUAUGGAAGAAAAUAAAAAUGAAAAUUCACUCAUUUUUAAUACGGCAAAAGGGAUUAAUAUGACAUCACUGUACACCUUCAGUAAUUAUGAAGAUAUAUAUGGAAGCGAUGUUUUUAAUUCAUCUAACUGGGGAGGCAGAAAUGAAAGGUUUCUCCUCCAUGUGGACAAUAAAUAUAUAAAAUAUAUAAUGAAUCAUAUAUUUUAUUUACUUUUCAUUUUUUUUUCAUUAUUAUUUUUUGUUUUUGUAACGAAUACGACGUUAAAUCCAAUGUUCUCCACGUCCACCCUGUACACUUACUUAUACUUUAAAUUUUUUCAAGCGAAUGGUUCUUUUCACAUCUCCUCAGUUGUGUUGUCUUUUUUAAGUGUUUCCAAGAUAUUCCAGAUGGUAAAAUUGUAUAUUACGUCGUUACCCCUGUGGAUAGGGCCGUAUGUGGGGUCAGCCUUCGCAACAGCUUUUAUGAAAUUAUUCAAGGAAGGAGAAGAAGAAAUUGUUAAUGUCAUUGAUACUAAUGUCUAUAGCACUAACAGAAGGAAUGAGACCAUGCCUUUGAUAGGAAAACAUAACGUCAAGCGAAAUGCCUACCUCGUGGAAUAUGAUGAUAAUAUUCACCAUAAUUCGAGCAACUACUUAAUUCCGAAUGUCUUUUAA
Messenger RNA from Plasmodium knowlesi strain H, 1971 nucleotides. Its product is annotated as aquaporin, putative. Bases 1 to 1971 code for a protein of 656 amino acids. Gene Ontology annotation, molecular function: water channel activity. NCBI's taxonomy places the organism in Eukaryota, Apicomplexa, Aconoidasida, Haemosporida, Plasmodiidae. Gene Ontology annotation, cellular component: plasma membrane. Gene Ontology annotation, biological process: transmembrane transport. The transcript has a single exon. The record is from RefSeq and is a predicted model, not a curated record.